Aspergillus pseudonomiae is the source of this 659-nucleotide messenger RNA. RefSeq lists its product as uncharacterized. The record is from RefSeq and is a predicted model, not a curated record. Lineage: Eukaryota; Fungi; Ascomycota; Eurotiomycetes; Eurotiales; Aspergillaceae. The coding region runs from base 337 to 657 and encodes 106 amino acids. The transcript has a single exon.
CCUGCCGUCAAGCUAGCAGAUCAUUACGAGGCCAUGUACGGCGACGAAGCACCAGCACCAAAGACCUUUGUCACGGAGAAGGCCGAGCGAGACAGUACCACACUCCGGAACGGCCGUUUGAGGAUUAUCCAAGAUGGGAUCGUGAAUAGGUAUGCACAGGAUUGGCUGCGGCGCUGGAAGACCACCUAGAUCGCAGCGAGUGUUUGACGAGACGAUGAUAAUGUAGUUUGAACCUUAAUGUUGAGGCUGUUUAUACUUGUUAGCAUUUAUUGCACAUAUAUUGAAUACAACACAAUGAUACUAUUGUUUGAUUAUAGCUUGUGCUGAGCGGGGGACAUGUUGUCCGACCUCAACACCGUCAAAGCCUCGAUGAGGGAGACCCGUGAAUGGCUUGCACAGAACCAAGAACCAAUGAUAUUCAAUCCGGGUGCCACCCGCGUGGCUGAAGUACAGGGUUUUGCCAGUAACUCAAGGCGUUCGGCUUAUUGUUUCUGUGUAUUUUGUUUGGUGAUAUGUUCAGUUCAACUGUCUAUGCAACACAAAGUAUCCAGAACGACACAAAUUAAUACAUCUAAACAGAAUCAAGAACGGUCUACGGGGGACGAGGAGCAGUUUAAACGAGUGGAUAGAGCAAGACAUAUGUCAAGCGUCAAUUGAAU